Molecule: messenger RNA, 1922 nt
Organism: Rhododendron vialii
Lineage: Eukaryota; Viridiplantae; Streptophyta; Magnoliopsida; Ericales; Ericaceae
Product: AP-2 complex subunit mu
Exons: 13
Coding region: 238-1554 (438 amino acids)
Biological process (GO): endocytosis; intracellular protein transport
Cellular component (GO): cytoplasmic vesicle; clathrin adaptor complex
Source: RefSeq, a predicted model, not a curated record
GAAAAGUCCUCUGCUCCUUUUUUUACCCCAUUUGCACAACGAGUUCACCAUUUUCUUCGUAUUUUUUUUAUGCUGUAUAAACAACGACGAUCCGCGAUGUUCUGAAUCCGACCACGAACUCGAGCGCAAAAAACGCGGAAUCUGUCCGAGAUCUAACCCGAUCCGCUUCCGAUUGGUCUCUGGAUCUCAAAAUCUCUCUCUGCGUCCAGAACAGUAUUCCGAAUUCGGAUCGGAGACAUGCCGGUGGCCGCUUCCGCCGUGUACUUCUUGAACCUCCGCGGCGAUGUCCUCAUCAACCGCCUCUACCGCGACGACGUCGGGGGAAAUAUGGUGGAUGCCUUUCGAAUGCAUAUAAUGCAAACGAAAGAACUUGGUACAUGUCCCGUGAGGCAGAUCGGGGGAUGUUCUUUCUUUUACAUGAGAAUCAGCAAUGUCUACAUUGUAAUUGUGGUCAGCAGCAAUGCUAAUGUUGCCUGUGCGUUCAAGUUUGUUGUUGAGGCUGUUACACUAUUCAAAUCGUAUUUUGGCGGGGCUUUUGAUGAAGAUGCUAUUCGCAAUAAUUUUGUCUUGAUUUAUGAGCUAUUGGAUGAAAUCAUGGACUUUGGUUAUCCCCAAAAUCUUUCUCCGGAAAUUCUGAAGCUUUACAUCACUCAGGAAGGAGUACGCUCGCCGUUCUCAUCCAAGCCUGCAGAUAAGCCAGUCCCGAAUGCAACUUUACAAGUUACAGGGGCUGUUGGAUGGCGAAGAGAGGGUCUUGUUUACAAAAAGAAUGAGGUGUUUCUGGAUAUUGUGGAGAGUGUGAAUCUUCUUAUGUCCUCAAAAGGUAGUGUUUUGCGAUGUGAUGUGACUGGGAAAAUUCUGAUGAAGUGCUUUCUUUCUGGAAUGCCUGAUUUGAAGUUGGGUUUAAACGAUAAAAUUGGCCUUGAGAAGGAGUCACAACUUAAGUCACGUCCCACUAAGAGCGGGAAAACUAUUGAGCUUGAUGAUGUGACUUUCCAUCAAUGCGUAAACCUGACAAGGUUCAACUCAGAAAAGACCGUUAGUUUCGUGCCACCAGAUGGUGAAUUUGAAUUGAUGAAGUAUCGUAUCACUGAGGGUGUAAAUCUACCAUUCCGGGUGUUGCCAACAAUCAAGGAACUUGGCCGGACACGCAUGGAAGUAAAUGUUAAGGUAAAGAGUGUGUUUGGUGCAAAGACUUUUGCACUUGGAGUUGUUGUUAAGAUUCCCGUACCAAAACAAACUGCAAAAACAAGUUUCCAAGUGACGUCAGGUCGAGCUAAAUACAAUGCUGCUAUUGAUUGCUUGGUCUGGAAGAUAAGGAAAUUUCCUGGACAAACCGAGACAACCUUGAGUGCAGAAGUAGAGUUGAUUUCCACAAUGACAGAAAAGAAGUCUGCGACUAGACCGCCAAUCCAGAUGGAAUUCCAGGUUCCUAUGUUUACGGCAUCUGGAUUGCGUGUCCGUUUUCUCAAGGUGUGGGAGAAGAGUGGGUACAACACAGUUGAGUGGGUCCGUUACAUUACCAAAGCCGGUUCCUACGAGAUUAGGUGCUAGAAACAGUCGGCAGCCAUAAAUUUCUUGGUGGAUUUUAUGGUGGAGAGGGAAAGCAUUUGCGGUUGUGUAUCUUGGUAGAAGGCACUAUUGCAUGCAUGCAUUUGCUUUGGAAACAAGGUUUAACGGUGGCUUCUGCAAAGUUGCAGCUUCGGAUGGAUCUGGUUCUUGUGUUGUUCGAGGGGCUUUUACAUCUUCUGAUAGAUUUGUAUCCAUAGGAAUUGCUUUGGAGUCGAAACAGUGAUUCUGAUUAUUGUGUUGUAAAGGAUAGUCCUCCAUUAGGACUAGUAAAGCGUGGCUUUUAUUUUUGUCUUCCGACACUUGUGAUCAUCAGAUUGUGUGUUUUAUUUGAAGAGUUAAUUUUGACAUAA